UGAGAAUUUUUUUAAAUUUUUGCUCUUUCAGAUUUGAUUGCAAAAAGAACUAUUUGUGAACGCGCACAAAAUCCGAAUACUCCUUUCGCUUUCUAAAUUUAUCAUCAUACAAAAAAGACGAAUCGGGUGUGAUUUCUCCACCAGAAAGAGGUCAGCUGUUAGGAAAUACACAACUGCAUACUUUCAUUGUGUUUAAUGACAUAAAACGGGAAUUCAUUAUUUUUCCUCAUUUUAUAGAACUUUUUUUGGACAUUGGUCUUGUGGAAAAUUGCAAAUGACAGAGUACAAGCUAGUAGUUGUUGGAGCCGGUGGCGUUGGGAAGAGUGCACUCACUAUACAGCUCAUUCAGAACCAUUUUGUUGAGGAGUAUGACCCAACAAUUGAGGAUUCCUACAGAAAGCAGGUUGUGAUAGAUGGGGAAACAUGUCUACUAGAUAUACUUGACACGGCAGGUCAGGAGGAAUAUAGUGCUAUGAGGGAUCAGUACAUGAGAACUGGGGAAGGUUUUCUGUGUGUAUUUGCUGUAAAUAAUGCUAAGUCGUUUGAAGAUAUAAAUCAAUACAGGGAACAGAUUAAAAGGGUAAAAGAUGCAGAUGAAGUUCCUAUGGUUUUGGUAGGAAACAAGGUAGAUUUACAAACUCGAUCUGUCGACACAAAACAGGCAAAACAAGUAGCUGAUAGUUAUAAUAUUCCUUAUGUAGAAACAUCAGCAAAAACUAGACAAGGUGUUGAUGAUGCUUUCUAUACUCUUGUUAGAGAAAUUAGAAAAUUUAAAGACAAGAAAGGGAACAAAAAGAAGAAGCCAAAGAGAGGCUGUGCUGUAUUGUAACGCUGUUGUUCCGUUGUUUUUCCACUCAUUUUCUGUAAUGUCUCCUGUCUAUCCAUUAUACCAUGUCCGUCUGUCUGUCUUUUUGUUAAAAAAAACAACAAUACAUCAUUUAUAUACAUCUCUAUAUUUGGUUUUCAAGGUUUUGAUGUUUGAAAAAUACAGAGUUGUAGAAGAAAAACAUUGUACUUAGUGUGAAUUUGUCUUAUGAUCAUUGCUGGAAGUAACUAGGGGCUUUUUGUUUGUAAAGCACAUUAAAGCAUACAUCAAGGAUUUGCAAUACUCACUCUCGCAUAUUGUGAAGUCAGGUUUCAUAAUUUUUUAAUAAAAAAUUUGCAUUUUUUGAAAAUGAAGAAAAAUAUAUUGACGAAAAAGCACUGUAGCUUAAAGCAUGAACUUCUCCAGUAUCUCAGUAGUAGGAAUCAUUGUGAGCUUUUUAUAUUAGAGCACUACCUGAGGCACUAAGGAUUUACUCACAUGCCAGUAGCGUUAAGUAUGGCUAGUUUAUGUUUCAGAAUUAUCCGAUGUAGAAUUUUUGACAAUGUGCAGCAAGAGACACCUUAAAUGUUAUUAUUACAUCAUUUGAUAGAUAUACCACUUGUUACAUUAUUACUGAUGAUUUGUUACAUGAGCCAUGCCAUGAGAAAACCAACAUAGUGGGUAUGCGACCAGCAUGGAU
This is a messenger RNA of Mercenaria mercenaria, 1505 nucleotides long. RefSeq names its product GTPase HRas. Gene Ontology annotation, molecular function: GTP binding; GDP binding; GTPase activity. Lineage: Eukaryota; Metazoa; Mollusca; Bivalvia; Venerida; Veneridae. Bases 275 to 829 code for a protein of 184 amino acids. Gene Ontology annotation, biological process: Ras protein signal transduction; epidermal growth factor receptor signaling pathway. The transcript is spliced from 8 exons. The record is from RefSeq and is a predicted model, not a curated record. Gene Ontology annotation, cellular component: plasma membrane.